AUGCCCGGGUUGGCAUUUAACCCCGACAACGAUAUUCCGGACUUGUCCGGUAAAGUGAUUUUCAUCACAGGAGGAACGGCUGGUUUGGGUGCUCAGUCAGUCGCCCAGAUGGCCAAGCAUUCUCCGGCGCGAAUCUAUAUCAGCGGUCGGAACGCGACAAGCGCAGAGAAAAUCAUCAAGGAAAUUGCCGAGACUGGGUCAAACACGCCUGUAUCAUUCGUCGAAUGUGACCUCACCUCUCUAGACUCCGUGAAAAGGGCCGCAGAUGAGAUCAUCGCGAAAGAAUCGCGACUCGACGUGCUCAUGUGCAACGCAGGUAUCAUGGCACUCCCUCCAGGCCUAACAAAAGACGGAUACGAGGUGCAGUUCGGCACCAAUCAUCUAGGCCACGCACUACUGAUCCAGAAGCUGUUACCACUACUCCAACGUACCGCCGAAAGAGGCGCGGAUGUACGAGUCAUUAUCCUCACAUCUAAAGGUUAUCAGCUGCAUCCCUAUGGGGGCAUCAUUUUCGACGACUUGAAGACCACGCAGGAUUAUGGCUUCUUGGGUUCCUGGAGACGGUAUGGUCAAAGCAAACUAGCCAAUAUCCUGUAUACUCGGGAGUUGGCUCGUCGGUAUCCAGCCAUUACUGUCGUAUCUGUUCAUCCCGGGGUGAUAACUACCGGUCUGGUUGAGAACCUGGGAUGGGCUCAUCGAUGGUUUAUCUAUGCGACUACUUAUAAUCAAAUGGUGACACUGGAGGAGGGUGCUUAUAACCAGUUGUGGGCUGCUACCACGUCGAAAGAUGGUUUGGAAACUGGUCAGUAUUAUAUACCGGUUGGUGUUGCGUCUAACGACAAGCUCACUAAGACUGGGCGUGAUGAUGUAUUGGCUGGUCAACUUUGGGAAUGGACGGAUAAGGCGCUGGAAGACUAUUUGUGA
Aspergillus oryzae RIB40 is the source of this 924-nucleotide messenger RNA. RefSeq names its product oxidoreductase, short-chain dehydrogenase/reductase family. The transcript has 2 exons. The record is from RefSeq and is a predicted model, not a curated record. Lineage: Eukaryota; Fungi; Ascomycota; Eurotiomycetes; Eurotiales; Aspergillaceae. The coding region runs from base 1 to 924 and encodes 307 amino acids.